CAAAUAAAAAUCUAGGGGGGUGGGGAGGAGCAGGAAGUGGCGGUGCGAGGGCUGCUGCACAGCUAGCAGAGCCGCGGUCCGGACGGCAGCGCGUGCCCCGAGCUCUCCGCCUUCCCCCGCCCGCCAGCCCGAGGCAGCCCGAGCCCAGCCCGCGGCCCCAGCAGCAGCCCCGAAAGCAGCCCCAGUAGCAGCGCAAUGGCCGGGUGGAACGCCUACAUCGACAACCUCAUGGCGGACGGGACCUGUCAGGACGCGGCCAUCGUGGGCUAUAAGGACUCGCCCUCCGUCUGGGCCGCCGUCCCCGGGAAAACCUUCGUCAACAUCACGCCAGCUGAGGUUGGUGUCCUGGUUGGCAAAGACCGGUCAAGUUUUUUCGUGAACGGGCUAACGCUUGGGGGCCAGAAAUGUUCUGUGAUCCGGGACUCACUGCUGCAGGACGGGGAAUUUACCAUGGAUCUUCGUACCAAGAGCACUGGCGGAGCCCCCACCUUCAAUAUCACUGUCACCAUGACUGCCAAGACGCUAGUCCUGCUGAUGGGCAAAGAAGGUGUCCACGGUGGUAUGAUCAACAAGAAAUGUUAUGAAAUGGCCUCCCACCUGCGGCGUUCCCAGUACUGACCUCGUCUGUUCCUCCCCCCACCACUCCCCACUGCUUUUGCACCCCUCUCCUUCCCACACACACACAUACACCAUUUUUAUUUUUUGGGCCAUUACCCUAUACCCCUUAUUGCUGCCAAAACCACAUGGGCUGGGGGCCCGGGCUGGAUGGACAGACACCCUCCCCCCAACCCAUACCCCUCCUGUGUGUGGUUGGAAAACUUUGUUUUUUGGGUUUUUUUCUGAAUAAAAAAGAUUCUACUAACCAA
Molecule: messenger RNA, 866 nt
Organism: Hippopotamus amphibius kiboko
Lineage: Eukaryota; Metazoa; Chordata; Mammalia; Artiodactyla; Hippopotamidae
Gene: PFN1
Product: profilin 1
Exons: 3
Coding region: 196-618 (140 amino acids)
Biological process (GO): regulation of actin filament polymerization; actin cytoskeleton organization; positive regulation of actin filament bundle assembly
Cellular component (GO): cytoplasm
Molecular function (GO): actin binding
Source: RefSeq, a predicted model, not a curated record